UCUCUCUACAGACGAUAACGAGGUCCCGUGUGCUCGGAAGCGGAGCGGAGAGGUAGGAAAGAUCCACUGCGUUUAGAAAGGGAUGCGUCGACUUCGGGGCAGCUGAUGAGUAGACAAAGGCUAAUUUUAAGGCGAGGAAACAUUGUGGGUCGAAAUCAAAAAGUCGUCGUCUUCAAUCCCUUGGCCUGGAUCGGAGGCCUGAACCCUCUUUCGGAGGUCGUCAAGUGGUUCGGUAGGGUAGCGGCCAUGCGACUGCGUUGCCUACAACACAGCGCGCUGAAGGAGCACGAAGAGCUCGCUUGCUGACUGCUGACUUUUCUCCCCAUCCCCCUCACCCCCCGCAAAUCAUAUAUCUCUCCUAGCCCCAGCUGCUUCAAGAUAUUCGCAAGUAUGGCGGGCAAACAACCACCGACGGGGUAUGGUGCGCCGGCAGGUUAUGGACAGCCUGCUGCACCUAGUGGGUAUGGUGCACCGACUGGUUAUGGACAGCCUCCGACAUCGGGAGGUUAUGCUUCGGGUUAUGGUGCCCAGCCCGCGGCUCCUUAUGCAGCACCGCCGGCAGGACCUUAUGCAUCAGCGCCUGGGUGUUAUGGAGCGCCGGGUCAAGCUCCAGGGGGCUAUGGAGCAACGUCUGGGGCUCCUGCUGGCUAUGGAGCUCCUCCAGUUAGCGGGUAUGGAGCUCCUCCAGCACCGGGAGGAUAUGGAGGCUACUCACAGCCUCAAGGCGGCGGCUAUGGACAGUAUCCGCCACAACAAGGAGGCUACCCUGCGCCGGGCGGUGGAGGAGGCUUUCCUCCUGGAACCGAUCCCGAAGUCACAAGGUUGUUCCAGAUGGCGGAUCUUGAUAGAAGCGGUACCAUCGAUGCCCACGAACUAGGAAGGGUUUUGUCCACUGGCCGAGUUGCAUUUUCUCCGCGAACCCUUCGCCUUAUGCUGCAUCUCUUUGGUGAUCUUAAGAAUGAUUCGACCCGAAUCGGCCCGGUUGGCUUCGCGAAGCUGUGGAAAGAAAUUCAGCAGUGGAACAAGAAGUUCAGCGAGUUUGACAGGGACGGGAGUGGAUCUAUUGAUGCGCAGGAGUUGCACCAGGCUCUGAUGAGCUUCAACUUCAACAUUCCUCCGUCUGUUCUGCAGAUGCUUGUUUCUAAGUAUGAUGUCACAGGCGGGAGCAGAAGCAUUGGUUAUGACAACUUUGUGGAGUGUGGAUUUGUCGUCAAAGGCUUGACCGAGAAGUUCAAGGGACAAGACAAAUCACUCACCGGAAAUGCAACAUUCGAUUAUACAUCUUUCAUGCUUAUGGUGAUCCCUUUUGUCGCUGCAUGAGAAGGAAUCGUUCAAAUGCUUGUAGUCAUACUCCACUCGAUAGUAUGGAACGAGACAGUUCCCCUAUCAAUAUUGUAGCACAGUGAAUUUCGUAUAUCGCCUUUAAGUAGACAUGUCUUGCAUUGGAAUGUACAUACACUAUGUGCAUUAUGAACUUAGAUAGCCAGUUUUAGGUGAUUAUUGCGCAUUUGAAUCAAUGAGGCUGGAACUCGGUUACGUUUAUGGGCAAUCUUUUCUCUACCGCUCGCAUAUAACUUGAAUGCCUCCUUAAUUUGUUUGUAAUAGAUUGU
This is a messenger RNA of Physcomitrium patens, 1610 nucleotides long. Its product is annotated as putative calcium-binding protein CML48. Gene Ontology annotation, molecular function: calcium ion binding. The record is from RefSeq and is a predicted model, not a curated record. NCBI's taxonomy places the organism in Eukaryota, Viridiplantae, Streptophyta, Bryopsida, Funariales, Funariaceae.